Molecule: messenger RNA, 510 nt
Organism: Impatiens glandulifera
Lineage: Eukaryota; Viridiplantae; Streptophyta; Magnoliopsida; Ericales; Balsaminaceae
Product: phosphopantothenoylcysteine decarboxylase subunit VHS3-like
Exons: 1
Coding region: 1-510 (169 amino acids)
Source: RefSeq, a predicted model, not a curated record
AUGGCGAUACUUGAUCGGCUAAACGACGACUUGAUUGAAAAUAGAUAUGGUGACAAUAACUUAGACGACAACAUUAUCGAGGAAGAUGAUUAUGACAAUUACGAAGAUGAAAUUCUCAAUCUUUUAUUUGAUGACGAUGAUGGGGCUGAGUCUGAAGAAGGUGACGAUGAUGAUGACGACGAUGACGACGAUGAUGACGACGAUGACGAUGACGAUGACGACGAUGACGAUGACGAUGACGAUGACGAGGACGAUGACGACGACGAUGACGAUGAAGACGAUGAAGACGAUGACGAUGACGAUGAAGAUGAAGAUGACUUCCCAGGUGAGGUUCCUACUAUUUGGUUUGCGAUCAAGCGUCUUGAUCAUGCGAUCAAAAAGCGGGAUAAAGCGAUGAAGAAACACAGGGAAGGAGCGAUUGAUUUGGAAGCUUUUCAAAUGAAACAAAAAUACAUUGCAGAAAGAAUUAAGAAAUGGCUAUUUUGGAUAAAUUUCAUUGAAGGUUUGUGA